GGUCUGCCGUAGACCCGAUUCUGCCCCAAUUUGGGGUGGCCGCGACCUCGUCACCUGGCUCCAGGACGUGCGACCUCAGCGUGGGCGGCCCGCUCUGCCCGUGGGGGCGUCUGUGGGGAGCAGGGCGCCGCGACAUGCGGCGCCCGAGCCCCGGGAGGAAGCCCUGCGCUGGGCGAAGCCAAGACUACCAUGGCUGCCGGAGUCUUGCCUCAAAAGGAACACCCAUAUUCCACUUUGGUGAAUAACAGUGGGUAUGCUGCAAAUAUGAAAGGAAGUUCUGGGCGUCCAACACCAAAGUAUACGAAAGUCGGAGAGCGUUUACGGCAUGUCAUUCCUGGACACAUGGCCUGCUCCAUGGCGUGUGGUGGCAGAGCAUGCAAGUAUGAAAAUCCAGCCCGCUGGAGUGAGCAGGAGCAAGCCGUUAAGGGGGUCUACUCAUCCUGGGUCACUGAUAAAAUCCUGGCCAUGGCUCGCCCGUCCACAGAGCUCCUCGAGAGGUACUGCAUCAUCGAGCAGUUCCGGACACGUGGCAUAAAAACAAUCAUCAACCUGCAGCGCCCUGGCGAGCAUGCCAGCUGUGGGAACCCUCUGGAACAGGAGAGUGGCUUCACGUACCUUCCUGAGGCUUUCAUGGAGGCCGGCAUUUAUUUCUACAAUUUCGGGUGGAAAGAUUAUGGUGUAGCAUCCCUUACCACCAUCUUAGAUAUGGUGAAGGUGAUGACGUUUGCCUUACAAGAAGGAAAAGUAGCUGUCCAUUGUCACGCAGGGCUUGGUCGAACAGGUGUUUUAAUAGCAUGUUAUUUAGUUUUUGCAACAAGAAUGACUGCCGACCAAGCAAUUAUAUUUGUUCGGGCAAAGCGACCCAAUUCCAUACAAACUCGAGGACAGCUACUAUGUGUAAGGGAAUUUACUCAGUUUCUGAUUCCUCUUCGCAAUGUAUUCUCUUGCUGUGACCCCAAAGCACAUGCUGUCACCUUAGCACAGUAUCUAAUUCGCCAGCGGCACCUGCUUCAUGGUUAUGAGGCACGACUCCUGAAACACGUGCCAAAAAUUAUCCACAUUGUUUGCAAAUUGCUGCUGGACUUAGCUGAGAACAGGCCAGUGGUGACCGAAGAAGUGGCAGAGGUCCCCAGCCUCUCUGCCGAAAUUGAAAAGACCGUUUCUGCGAUGGUUACAAUGCAGCUGGAUAAAGAGUUACUGAGGCACAACAGUGAUGCCUCAGACUCUCUCACCCCCACUGCAGUGACAGCCAAUUUUGAGAAUCAGGAGGUGAUUCUUUCCAGUGAACAAGAGUUUGACCCUCUUUGGAAGAGGCGGAAAGUCGAGUGCCUUCAGCCCCUGACUCGUCUGAAAAGGCAGCUCAGCUACAGUGACUCGGAUUUAAAGAGGGCUGAGUCACUUCUGGAGCAAGGAGGGACUCCGUGGACAGUGCCUGCCCAGGUCUUGCCUUGCCAUAACCCCAGGCAGCAGAAGCCCAUAAGCCAUUGUCACUCCCCGCAGACUCCACAACUAGAUUUAAAUAAGGAAGCACUGGUCCGCAAUACCUUUUCUUUCUGGAAUCAGACUAAAUUUGGAGGCCUGGAAGGACUCAAAGAUGACGGGUCCCCAGUUUUCCAUAGGAAGAAUAUUCCGAAGGAAGUACAGCGGAGCAGAACCUUCUCUGGGGGCAUUUCAGGUUCACACAGCCCUGGGGAGCCAAUUUCCCCCAACUUUGCAAACAUCCCUAAGGAGCUAUGCCGCUCUCCCCACCAAGUGCCCCACUGCAGAUGUGACGGUCAGGGUGCUUGCUGCCAAGAUGGUGAGACUCACUGCGGCCCUGUGGGCUGUGGCUCCAGUCCCAAAGUACGGGCCUCGACUGGACCCAAACCCCAGGACAGCAAGGAUCUGUCUGAAGUCGCUCCACACACGGCUUUGCAGUCUGAACUGAGUGUUGAAGCAAGGAGAAUACUGGUGGCCAAAGCCCUGGCAAAUUUAAAUGAGUUUGCAGAAAAGGAGGAAGUGAAAAGGAAGGUAGAAAUGUGGCAGAAAGAACUAAAUUCCCGAGACGGAGCUUGGGAAAGAAUAUGUGGCGAAAGGGAUCCUUUCAUCCUGUGCAGUUUGAUGUGGUCUUGGGUGGAGCAGCUGAAAGAGCCUGUGAUAACCAAAGAGGACGUGGACAUGCUGGCUGACAGGCGUGCAGACGCUGCAGAAGCGCUAUUUCUGUUAGAGAAGCAGGGUCAGCAGCAGACUAUACUUUGCGUGUUGUGCUGCAUAGUGAGCCUGCAGACGAUUCCUGUGGAUGUGGAGGAGGCCAUCCUUGCCCGAGCCAUCAAAGCUUUCACUAAGGUUAAUUUUGAUUCUGAAAGUGGACCUAUAGUUUACAACACCCUGAAGGAAAUAUUUAAGCACACACUGGAAGAAAAAAGAAAAAUGGCUAAAGACAACCCUAAGCCCGAUGUUUCGUGAAGCUGACUUUCCCUUGUGGUGAAAGGUUUCAGACCUGAAGAUCCAGGCGGCAUUUUUGUGCAUAGGUGAACAGGUUGACGUGUGGUGCUGCUUCGUCUCAUAGCACUUUAUUUCAGAUGCUCUUGGUUUGUGCUAAGAAUGCUUGUUCCUGUUUAGAGGAAUUAUUUAUUUUAAAAUAUCCUUGAAUUACAUUUUUGUGUUAUAAAGUUGGUGCCACUUUCUCUUAUUUAUUUAACUGAAUUAAUAUUGUUGUAUUAAUAUUUUAAGUAUGUGGUGUUUACAUCUUUAUUCUUUUUGACAUUUUGGAGAAAGUUGUAAUGCUUCUUUCCAAAACAGUUAUUUUGUUGACGGAACUCUUCCUAGAGUUUUUACCAAACAGAUAACUUUAGUAAUAAACCUUCACUGUAUAUCCAUCCCCCUGACACAUGGCCUAAGGAAGUCACCUAGUGUCUUAAAGUGUUUUAUAUUUGUUAAUAAGAAGGCUGUUGAUACAACAUUUUUAAAAGGUUUUUAAAAAUUUUUGAAAUUUUUUUGGUUUUUUCUUUUCUUUUAUAAAUAUGGCAAAAUGUUUCAAAGUGUAUUAUUUUUCAGAGUGAUUUAGUUUUACGUUAAAGCAUUGACUGGAGGUGGUUGGGAUUUUUCACUUGUAGGAAGUAGACUUGUUCUCUAUCAGGCCUCCAGACGACCUUGCCAACCCUGCUGUCACAGGAGGCAGGAGGGGUUCUCAACACAUCAAGCCUUAUUCCCACUCCCAUGGGCGGCCGCACAGCCAAAUAGCAUCCUCACAGAGAAAGCAGGGUCAGUGGCAGGCGGUGUGGGAAGCUACCCUGAACUGAAGCAGGACUCCACAGAAAGGUUAGUCUCGUAGGGACAGGCUCUGUGCAGCCCCACUGUCUCCGGCACUGCAGCCACUCUCCAGAGACAGCUGUCCCUGCUGACGGUGUGAUAGCGCGAGCGCUGGCCCACACCUCCCAGAACCGCCGUUCCCUAGAUCCAGUGCCUCAGGGCCCUAUCUUUGGCUGCUUUUUUACUGCAAGAAUUAAGAUUUUUAAGUUGAAUUUGACCCACAUAGAUUGCAUUUACCCUACUAGCUUUAGAUAUGAAGUAACCGCCUAAGCUAGUUCCUUGUAGACCAAACUAUCAGUCAGCAAUUGAAGCCAUACCCAUUAUCUAAAUGAAUAUGUGGGGGUAUCAGAGGCCAAGCCACAGAGAGGAUAGUUUUUCCCAAUAAAGGUGAUAUUAAACCUAUUUCAAACUAAAGAACCUACUACUUAAUUGUAAAGACAGAAUUUCAGGGGAAGCAAGACUAAUUUACAGAAAAUGAAAUUGCUCCAACUCCUGCAUUUCCAAAUCAGGCUUUAGCACAUCAAAUAUAUUCUAGUUAUCAUCAGUCUUACUAACUCUGGUGGCAAACCCUAAAUACCGUUUUCUCCCACACUGUUUGAAUUUUCUUAGGAACUAUAAUCCAGUGAAGUUUGAUGAACUGGAUUGCCCAUUUCUGAAAUUUCUCAUUUUCAAGUGCCUGACCUGGGAAAGAAGAGGAGAAAAUAAUUAUGUUUUAUCCAAAGCAGACUGACUGAGAGAGCAGUAUUAUUCAUACUCGCCUGAUGAAGGAAUCCCAGUCUGACUGACUCUGGACCACACUCUCCUCCCUCCUGAAGCCGCCUGCCGGUGGAGCUCCUAACCAGGACUUGAACACGUGCUGCUGUGUUUGUUGGCUUUUCUUUCUUUUCCUCCAUGGACCUGCCAUAUCUAGUGUAACGCCUGGCUCAUGGAAGGGACUCAACAACUGUGAGUAUAAGAAAGGGGAGGGAAUAGAGGACAGGAGGGGGGAGCUCUGACGUUGUACUCCCAGGUUAAGAGCCCCCAUGCAGACUUCAGCUCUGGCCGAGAUGGAGGAGCACCCUUCCUGCAGGUCCUCAUUUUACAACUAAACAACCCUGGACAUGACAGCAAAACCACAAGCAUAGAAGACCAACAGGUGGAAAGAAGGUGGUGGGCAGCCAAGGGCCUGGGAGCUGAAGGGACACCACUGUGGGGUUCCCUGAGGUCCCUUAUGCUCCCGCUGCAGACAGGGCGCAGCGGAAGCUCUGACCUGGGACUGUCAACAGGCACAACAAUAAAGUUCCAAGGGACACCUGUCCCCCAGGAAACAGGACCAGGAAAAGGGCAUCCUGACACCAGAAGACCCUUCUGACAGCACCUGCUCCAGCCAGACAUCAACGGGGAACCACCGCCUCUUGCACCGUCCUGUCCUCCCAGUAGAAGCAGGUGGUGACUCUGAUUCCCACCACGUGGUGUUACUGGACAAGUGGGGGCAGAUAUCCAUCCCCACCUGGCAGAAGCAGGAUGGUUUGACUUGAUGGAAGACGGCUGGAUUCUCAUGUCUGCUUCUGCAUUCGAUCCGUUAUACUAUUACACAUCUUGUAACCUCUGGACAAUCCCACUGCACACUCUGAGAGUGAGAAAUGCAUAUAACAUCUUAGAAUUAUAAUGAAAAGUUUGAAGCUUGCAGACACCCUGGAAGAGUCGCAGCCCCCAGCUAAGAUGGAGUAACAAGGACUAUAUUUACCUCCCUCCUGAAACAACCAAACACACACACACCACUACCACCACCACCAGCACCACCACCACCGACAGUAUUUAAGAAACCAGACCUCACACACCAAAAGACAGUGACCCUUGCCACAGCUUACUGCCUCGAGAGUUUCCAGACUGGGGCAAUGGAGAGGGAACUCAGACAGCCCGGCAGUUUCCUGCUUGAGGACGUGGAGCUGAGAGCUGGGAGAGACCAGGCAGCUCCGAGCUGCUGGACAGAGCACCACAGGAGGGAGCUGCACAGCCGGGGGCCGAGAGGUCUGCAGAGGGCCCCUCAAGAGCUCAGCUGCAGACUAAUCGCUUCAUGCCUGAGAAAAUCACCAUACAAACAACUUGGAAAAGAAAAAGCUAUGAUCAUCUUCAGAGACAUAGCAAAAGCAUUUGCCGAAAUCCAACAUCCAUUCCUGAUAAAAACUCUCAGCAAACGAAUCCUAGAACAGAACUUCCUCGACCUGCAGAGGGGCAUCCACAGGAAGCCAAUAACUGACAUCACGUGUAAUGAUGAAAGGCUGUCCCGUAAGAUCAGGAGUGGAUCAGAGAGACCCAGCUUGCCACUCCUAUUCAUCACUGUCCCGAGGGUUCUGGCCAGUGCAGUCAGGCCAGAAAAAGAAAGAAAGCCAUCAAGAGCAGGAAGUAAAACCGUUUUUAUUCUCAGAUAUGUUCAUCUAGGUAGAAAAUCUGGCGGAAUCCACAGAAAAAAAGCUGCGAGAACUUAAUAAAUGAGUUUAGCAAAAUGGGAGGAUACAGUAUGAGUAGGUAAAAAUCAAUUGUAUUUCUCUACACUAGCAAUGAACAACCCGAAACUGAAAUAAACAAUGCCAUUUAGCAGAGCAUCAAAAAGAUGAAAUACUAAGGCAUAAAUCUGACAGAAAAUGUGAAAGACCUGUUUUGUGAGUUGCCUGGAGCCGCCAAAACAAAUGAUCACAAACUUGGUGGCUCACAACAGAAGCUUGUUCUCUCACAGUUCUGGAGGCCAGAAGUCUGAAAUCACGGUAUCGCAGGGCUGCACUCCCUCUAAAGGCUCCAGGGGAGAACAGUUCCUGCCUCUUCCAGCUUCUGGGGGCUCCAGUCCCAGGAUGUUUCUUGGCUUGUGGCCACAUCGCUCCAAUCUCUGCUUCCAUCUUCACGUG
Molecule: messenger RNA, 6173 nt
Organism: Equus quagga
Lineage: Eukaryota; Metazoa; Chordata; Mammalia; Perissodactyla; Equidae
Product: protein tyrosine phosphatase domain-containing protein 1-like
Exons: 15
Coding region: 190-2445 (751 amino acids)
Biological process (GO): protein dephosphorylation; cilium assembly
Molecular function (GO): protein tyrosine/serine/threonine phosphatase activity
Source: RefSeq, a predicted model, not a curated record